Molecule: messenger RNA, 573 nt
Organism: Entamoeba invadens IP1
Lineage: Eukaryota; Evosea; Mastigamoebida; Endamoebidae
Exons: 1
Coding region: 1-573 (190 amino acids)
Source: RefSeq, a predicted model, not a curated record
AUGUCGAAAAAUUUCGAGUGCGACAAAAUGACUCCCGAGCCCGCCACUCCGCCGAUCCCCAAAAGCGAAAGCGAAAAUGAGACGGAGAUUUCGUCGUUGAAAAAACUUCGAGAAAAUUCGUUUGAAAGUUUUGAAUUGUUAGAAAACCAACUUUUCCUCGAAGACUUAAAAGCUCAGAAAAAGAAGCGAGAAAUCGUCUUGCGGCCUUCUGAGAAGGAUUCAUCGCCAACAAAAAGAAUAUCGUACAUCCCGUUUAAUUUAUCGUCAAGUGAAAAUUCGGAAAUCGCAGAGGUGGAAAAAAUCGACGAACCAAAAGUGACGAAAAAGUCGAAAACAAAACUUGCGAAGAAAAGUUUGAAAAAGUCGACAAAAUUGAAAAUUGAGAAAAUCGAAAAAGCGGAAGAAGAACAGAGUGACAACGAAGAGGAGAGUUUUAACAACGAACAGCUCGAAGACGACGAAAAUCGAGAAACAAAACAACCAAAGAAAAAAGUUGUCAAAAAACGAUCAACGAAAAAAGUUGCGAAGUGUAAAAAGGCGACGAAAGACGAGUCGGACUCAACAAGUGAUUGA